AAUUAAGAAAACCAAAACAAAUCGCAUCAAGUACACCAACCAACCAUGACCCAAUCUACACAGACUUGAACGACUCCUUCCGGAGGCUUGAUUAUAUAUCCGAAUCCACGGCCUUUCUCUCGCCUGUCUUUUGAGAUUAUUAUCCUGAAAUCGGGUAGAGGGUGCCUCAUCCAAUCUUUAGCAUUCAUCGGUUGAUCAUCAUGCAGAACCUAGUUUCUGGCUUGGGCAAACUGGCUCUCCGAUCCAGUGGCAUUGCCAGCCAAUCCUUCGUCUCUUUAACCUCCCUCAACGGGCGUCUACCCUCGUCAUGUCGUGCCAUGUCCUCCGAGAUCAAUUAUGAAGACAUUCGCGCCGACAAGAAGAUGUACAAUCACCACUUUCACGCUGAGCGCGUCAAAACCCGAGUGCCCAGACGCAAUCCCUUGGGCGAAAACACGCCCUUCGCCAAAGGUGUGGUGCUUCGCACCCUCGUCAAAAAGCCUAAGAAACCCAAUUCGGCCAAUCGGAAAUGCGUGCUCGUCCGACUAUCCAAUGGCAAAGAAAUGACCGCCUAUGUCCCUGGGGAGGGCCACAAUCUACAAGAACACAAUGUGGUCCUGGUAUGCGUGGGCAAUCUACGGGAUGUGCCCGGAGUCAAGCUCAAGUGUAUCCGAGGAGCCUACGAUCUCGGCCAUCCGGUCAAGAAAUAGACGCGCUUCGUUUCAUUUCAAACUAGUUUAGUGAUUUUGGAGAUGGAUGAAGGCACUUGGAACAAAAAUAUGCCAGUGAUCAUUCAUCUAUCUACCGCUCCGACGGGUUAGAGCUUGAGAAAGAGUUCCAACACCAGGAGAGUCUCGUCGACUUGGGCCAGACUGGAAUGAAGUUUGUCGCCACAACGACGGAUCUGUUUGACCAAAUCGUGCUCAGCCGGGGAGAGCUGGAAAAUGAAUUGAGUACUCGCAGCAUCAAAUAAAUCAACCUAGCUCCUACGUCCUGUCAAAGGAUGAUCGUCCGUCCUUCCACUUACCAUGUCUUGAACCUCUUCAAGUUGCUGCGUUCGCUCUUCUUCCGAGACGAAUUCUUCCGAGGCAUUGAUGUUACUCGUGAUUGAAUCGAUCCGAUCCUAUAAAUGAACGAUGGCGUUAAUCAAAAUCUCGGGAGAUUGAUCCAGGAAAAAUGUGAAAUCCAAAUGGCUCACCUGUUUCUCCAAUAAUCGAGCGUUAAUUUGAAGCUCAUGAUUCUUCCGGAUAAUGGCAUUCGAGAGCGACAUGUAACACAUUUCUUGGACCAUCCGAGCGACCUAGCAACAAAUGGCGGGUUUAGCAUCACAACUCAUAGAUCAGGUAUUAAUUUACGAGUCAAGGUGCACACUUGGUUCAAAUCGACAUGGAACAAGUAGAAUGAUUUGGCGACCACAUUGGCCGAGAGCGAUUUCCGAAGCUCUUGGACUUGGAUGAAGUUGUUCUCGAGGAGUUGAUAGGUCAUCAAUUUAGUCUCUCGCGCGGGAAUCAUGACCAGUUUCUGAAUUUGCGAUUCUUCCACGUACAACUUGUCUCGCACAACCCU
Messenger RNA from Tigriopus californicus, 1545 nucleotides. RefSeq names its product small ribosomal subunit protein uS12m-like. The coding region runs from base 201 to 689 and encodes 162 amino acids. NCBI's taxonomy places the organism in Eukaryota, Metazoa, Arthropoda, Copepoda, Harpacticoida, Harpacticidae. The record is from RefSeq and is a predicted model, not a curated record. Gene Ontology annotation, cellular component: small ribosomal subunit; ribosome. Gene Ontology annotation, molecular function: structural constituent of ribosome. Gene Ontology annotation, biological process: translation. The transcript has 2 exons.